AUGAGCAGCAGUACUCUCAUCCACUACGGUAUGACUAACAAUCUAGGCGGCCAGCAAGGUAUUCAUCCUCGUAAACACCAAUAUCCCAACUUAAUAAAGUCUGAUUCUUCAGAAAACAGUGCUAAAAUUACACCUGAUGCUGUCCAAAAGCUCACAGAAAAACUGAAAGAUCUUGUCGGAGAGGAUGCUGUCGAAGAAUUCAAUCGCAAUCGCCACGCACAGGGUGAGUCACCGCAGCUUGUAAACGAAGAGGGACUUCCUAUCGUCGACAUUUCCGAACCCAUAACUUCUGUUGAAGUUCAGGGCUUAGGAAAUUCCCUUGUAUCUGAAGAAGAUCCUCUCGUCCCACUCGUGGCCCUUCCCACGCAGGCUCGUCAAAGGCUACGUCAACAGCGGGAACGAAUUCUCGAUUUAUUGGAGGAAGAGGAAAGGCAAGAGCAGCUUCGGAAAGAACAGAAAGAACGCCAAGAACACGAGGAAAUUGUAAGGAAGCGGAAGGCAGAAGCAGAAAAUGGGAAGGCACGGCUCAUAAAGGCCAAGGAGCUGCAGAAAAAAAUGGGCAGAGCUUUGUUGCGGAAUAUGGCACCUUCCAAAGAACAAGAAAAUCAGAAGGGAGUAGCCAGGGUUCAAGGUGAGGAAGAUGCUCAAACGAGGAACCCAUCGUCGCCGAAGAAAAAGACGGUCAAUUUUGCGGACUCGCAUGAUGAUUCGUCUCCAACCACAUCUUCCGUCGACGCCAGUCGGGGGGACGUUACUGCUGCCAGACUUCGCUCAGCUAAUCGUCCGACAUUGAUGUCACAAGCAGAAUCCGACAAGCACACUCCAAUGAAGAGGUCCGUCGUGGAACGUCUUCCCGUUGGCCCGCGAACUCUCCCUAAGCCUGCCAUUAAAGUUGAAGAACGUGACUCCGACGACGAGUCUGAGGGUGACGCAUCUGAUAAUGGAGAUGGCGCACAGAGUGACCAGGAAUCCAUACUCGAAGAAGAUGACUUUGAUUUCGAUUUCGCACAGCAUCAACGUGAAAUUGCACUAGAAUAUCACAGAAAAAGAACUACUAUUGGCGAAGAAACUGCCGCCGCGAUGAGGAAUCACUCUCAUGAAUCCGGCGAGAGACACGAUAAGUUGGGUGAGCCUGACAUGCUAGUUCCGGACCUUGCCAAACCUGCGAUUUCCCAGUUUAGGGCAAACCGAAUAGCGUCAGCAUACAAUGCAUCGACUUCUUCUUCCACAUCGCUGGGUGCUUCUGUCCUACCCGCAUCCAGCACUCGCACCCUGCAACAGGCAUUCCGCGCAGGAAAACUGGAUUCUGACGGGAGACUUAUAGGAGGAGAGGCAGAUAGCGCAAGUGAAGAUGAAGAGCCUGGUCUACAGGAAGUGCUGGAACUCUUAAAGAAAGGCGAGGUAUAUAAUAUCGGACCUGACGGGAAGUACUUGCACACCAUACCCCCAAGUUCUGGUCAGCCGAAUCCCGCUGGGGCUCCUCCCGUGACACCUCUUCCAGCAGAAGCAGCGGAACUGAAAAUUCCCCCUUCACUAAGUGGCAAACCAAAGACUUCUCGAUUUAAGGUGUCUCGACAAGCGGCGGGAAGGCCAUCCAUGCCAUUAUCCACAGCUAGCUUUUCCAGCAAUGAGGCACUUUCACCUUCUGUCACCCCUGUGUCUUAUGACACGAGAUCUUCACCAAAAGUGGCAACUCCUACCUCCACACCUACUGUUAUUGAACGCCUACCUCCUUCAACUGAAUCCCAACCAGGACCACAGGCCAUCAAACCAUCACCGUCAGCCAUUCUCCAGGGACCUGUAUCUCCCUUCUCAAUGAUCGUCGAAUCACCGUCCUUUCCUACACCCAGAGAAAGGCCUUCAAGACCUCCGACCGUCGUCGCAUCCCCUUCGCCCCCUGGUUCAGCCAGACGCCCAGAUCGUCCGCCCACAAUUGUUGGAGAGCGGGUACCGACAACUGAGGGAGCGGAAAAGAAGAUUUCUAGGUUCAAAGCAGAAAGAAUGUAA
Messenger RNA from Laccaria bicolor S238N-H82, 2007 nucleotides. RefSeq lists its product as uncharacterized. Bases 1 to 2007 code for a protein of 668 amino acids. The transcript is spliced from 3 exons. Lineage: Eukaryota; Fungi; Basidiomycota; Agaricomycetes; Agaricales; Hydnangiaceae. The record is from RefSeq and is a predicted model, not a curated record.